Molecule: messenger RNA, 1701 nt
Organism: Ruditapes philippinarum (Manila clam)
Lineage: Eukaryota; Metazoa; Mollusca; Bivalvia; Venerida; Veneridae
Product: BTB/POZ domain-containing protein 6-B-like
Exons: 3
Coding region: 189-1163 (324 amino acids)
Molecular function (GO): protein binding
Source: RefSeq, a predicted model, not a curated record
CCGUAUACCCACAUGUUAUGUUAAUCGGUUAAUAAAAUCAACCGAUACCUCCUUUAAAACUUGAAUAAGUCAACAAAAGGUAUUGAUUGAAAUAUGCUGGCACAAAAGUUCGAUAUCCAUAAAUAGACUGUAUGAUUUUAUAUUAAGUUUAACAAAAAUGUAAACAACAUGUACAAUUUGUGAGCACUAUGGCUGACUCGAAAAGGUCAACCGAAGGUAACUGGAGGGACACAAGGUCGGCUGCACAAAGUUUAUCCUACCUUUGCCUCGCAGAACAUCUUUCUGACAUCAGUUUUACCUUCAGCACCAAUAAGGAUGUGAAACUUCCGGUUCAUAAAUUUGUACUGAGCAUGCGCAGUGAAGUUUUUGAAGCCAUGUUUUAUGGUCCACUUGCAGAAGGAGGUGAAACGGUGUUAAUUGAAGAUGUCGAACCUGACGUAAUGAAGACUGUUUUAAGGUUUGUCUACUCGGACGAUCCACAGCUUGACGGCAAUAAUGUUUUACCAUGCUUGUAUGCAGCGAAAAAAUACCAACUACCGGGUCUUGAAAAGCUAUGCUCCGACUUUCUUGAAAAUAACGUAGACGUAAAUAAUGUAUGUCAAAUAAACGAGCAGGCUACCAUUUAUCAGAUGAAAACUUUGCAGGAUAAAUGUCUUGCAUUCAUUAUGAAAAACGCAACAAGUGUUCUUUGUUCGCUAGGCGUUUUAGAAUUUUCACAAUCAACCUUGUUAAAUGUUCUUAAAAGGGACGAAUUAGCUUGCGAUGAAAUGUAUGUAUUCAAAGCAGCAAUGAGAUGGGCGGAACACAAUUGUGAGGUCAAUAGCAAGUCUAAAACUGGACAAAAUAUUCGUGAUCAACUUGGAGAAGCAUUGUUUGAGAUACGAUUUCCGAUCAUGCCAAUAGAAGAGUUUGCGCGAGUUGUUACUCCGUCUGGAAUUCUGACCAACGAGGAAAUAGUGAUACUGUAUCAAUUCAACGCAACAAAAGGUUCGUCGCCUUUGGGAAAAUUCAGACAACAGCAAAGGUUGGGAGCAAAAAUUGCAAUAGAACUCAAUCAGGAUAACAGUAAUCUUUUGAAGCGGCAGAAUAUGAAUGCAGAAGAUAAAUUUAGGGCAGCCGUUGAACGGGCAAGAGAAUUAUCGGCUAGGAUGAAUAAAAACUGAUACAUGUAUUAACAUUUUGUUUGCCUUUGCGCAUUCACUGGCUAUUAUUUUUUUUUAUUACCUGAUACCUUAUAUACAUUUAAUUAGGUGGUUUUACUGUUUUCUGAAAUUAUGAAAACGUCCACGUUCGCGAACUGUUGACCGGUAGUAGUGAAGGGGGGCACUAUGGCACAAAACUUAUGGCACAAAAACUUAUGGCACAAAUGUGGGAACAUUAUGGCACAAAUGUUGGAAACUUAUGGCACAAAUGUGGGAACAUUAUGGCACAGUUUUAUAGACCUGGGCAACGUACGGCACGUAUGGGUCUUUAAUAAAUGGAUAGGGUGUACUUAAACUCUCUUACAGGUUUACCGUAUAAUGCGAGUAUAGUGUUCUAAAAAUAGCCCUAUUUUAACCUGUCCUGUCAUGUAUAUAUUGAUCGUGUGUACUACACUUCCAAGUAAACAAAUUUAAAUUCCAGGAAUCGUGUAUACAUGAGUUGUACUUUCAAUACAGUAUAUAUAAACUUAAAGGGUUGACAAUAUAUGAAAGAUAUAUU